Salvia miltiorrhiza (redroot sage) is the source of this 795-nucleotide messenger RNA. RefSeq lists its product as uncharacterized. Lineage: Eukaryota; Viridiplantae; Streptophyta; Magnoliopsida; Lamiales; Lamiaceae. The coding region runs from base 1 to 795 and encodes 264 amino acids. The transcript is spliced from 2 exons. Gene Ontology annotation, molecular function: nucleic acid binding; RNA-DNA hybrid ribonuclease activity. The record is from RefSeq and is a predicted model, not a curated record.
AUGGAUUUUCUUGGUUGGUUUCAUCAGGGUGAUUCUGGGCAUGCACCGGAUAUUCAUAGCUUCCUGGUUUUGGCUUGGAAUGCUAAGUUCAGUUCUCAAGUGAACUCCUUUUGGAAGUUAGGUGUUUUGUCGAUUCUUUGGCGUAUCUGGGAGGGGAGGAACCGAGCUAUUUUCAAUGAUGAGAGUUUCGAUCCAAGGGCUGUGAUGAGCUUCGUUAAAGUGGCGUUUAAGGAGCUCGAUGCGUCAUCGUUUAAAAUCGGUUCGGUUUCGAAUUCUUGGCGGGAUUAUUUGAUCACCCGUAGUCUUGGUGUUGUUUCUCGUGCGUCUCCGCCUCCGUUAAUGAUUGAGGUGUAUUGGUGGCCUCCUGUUGGCCAGUGGAUCAAGGUCAAUACUGAUGGUUCGGCUGCGGGUUCGCCAGGUGCUAUUGCAGCUGGUGGUCGUGGUUAUGCGUUUGAGGCUGAAUUACAUGCGGUUAUUACUGCGAUUGCGAUUGCUCAUGCUCGGGGUUGGAUGUUUCUUUGGAUUGAGGCGGAUUCGAUGUAUGUGGUAAAUCUGUUAAGCUCUCGUGCCCGGGAUGUUCCUUGGAGAUUUGUGGCGUCUUGGAACCGCACGCUGCAUCUUCUUACGGAUAUGCAGAUUAUGGUUUCUCACAUUUACCGGGAAGGUAAUGUUGCGGCUGAUAUUAUGGCUAAUCCUGAUAGGUCGGAAGGAUGGUGGCCUCAUGCGAUUGAUGAUGUCAGGAAGGCUGUUGCUUUGGAUAUGGCCACUCACAGUUUUGUUCGUGUUCGUGGUUGA